AUGCCAGCUAACGACGACAACGAUUCAGAGAGCAAGACAUGUGGCAAAAUCCUCGUCGUACUGUCAUGGGUCCUGGUGGUAAUGACCAUGCCUAUAUCUCUCCUCAUCUGCUUCAAGCUGAUAGAAUGGUUUCGGUGCAUUUCGGAAAGCUCCGUCACCAAAGAAAACAGUAAAAUCUUGAAAGCUCCCACAGCUACAAACUGCGAGGUUACGUUCCUGGAUGGGGCCACGAAUGCUUGGCUAACCGGACCAAGCCCAAACUUACCAUCCAGACCCAAACAACAAAGGGCAUGGGACUCCCUAUCAUCUGUUGCUACCCUGAACACACUCGUGGCCUCUUCAUCAAGCAAAGACCUCUCGAGGCUCUUAGCUGUAUCCAAACCGGAAUCCGGACAAUGGCUCCACGCCUAUCCCUCGCCCAACACCGGUACUUUGAUAGACGCAAGUACCUUGCGCAUAGCCGUCGGUCUCCGGCUUGGAGUAGCAAUAUGCACAGACCACUCGUGUGCUUCUUGUGGAGCCCCAGUAGACCGGCUGGGCCACCACGGCCUCUCCUGCUCCUCGGGCGCGGGCCGCCUUUCUCGCCAUGCCGCCCUCAACGACAUCCUCAGAAGGGCUCUCGUCAGCGCCAACGUCCCCGCAGCUCUGGAGCCCCAGAUCGCACGGGACGAUGGCAAGCGCCCGGACGGGAUGUCGUUAAUCCCUUGGCGAAAGGGCCGCGCGCUGGUGUGGGACGCUACCUGCGCUGACACGUUGGCAGCGUCCUACAUCCAAGUGACCAGCAAAAAGGGUGGGGCGGCAGCUGACGCCCGGAAGCGGUUUAAGGCCAACAAAUACAGCUGUUCAUAG
This is a messenger RNA of Leguminivora glycinivorella, 849 nucleotides long. RefSeq lists its product as uncharacterized. Bases 1 to 849 code for a protein of 282 amino acids. The record is from RefSeq and is a predicted model, not a curated record. The transcript is spliced from 5 exons. Lineage: Eukaryota; Metazoa; Arthropoda; Insecta; Lepidoptera; Tortricidae.